Ruditapes philippinarum (Manila clam) is the source of this 3318-nucleotide messenger RNA. RefSeq lists its product as uncharacterized. The record is from RefSeq and is a predicted model, not a curated record. Lineage: Eukaryota; Metazoa; Mollusca; Bivalvia; Venerida; Veneridae. The transcript is spliced from 2 exons. The coding region runs from base 1 to 3318 and encodes 1105 amino acids. Gene Ontology annotation, molecular function: nucleic acid binding. Gene Ontology annotation, biological process: DNA integration.
AUGAACAACUUACCACAUUUUCCAAGUUUCGAUCUUGAGACGGACAAAACAAAUUCAGGAGCACGGUGGGAAAAAUGGAUUGGUCGUUUAGAGAAUUUAUUCAAGGGAAUGUUGGUGGACGAUGAUGACCAAAAAAGAGCUUUAUUAUUACACUACGCCGGUGAAAAGGUUUAUGAUAUUUAUGACGUUGAGAAGAAAGAGACGGAAGAAACUUAUGACGCAACAAAGAAAGUGCUUGGGGACUAUUUUUCGCCACAGAAGAACAUCCAAAUAGAGAUAUACAAUUUUCGAACAUAUAAACAAUCAGAAGAACAAUCCCUUGACGAAUAUGUGACGGAAUUACGGACACUAGCUAAAACCUGUGGGUUUACAGAUAUUGAUGGCGAAAUAUUGCAGCAAGUUAUACAACACGGGAAAUCUAACCAGUUACGUCGUAGGGCUUUACGUGAACCUGACAAAAAACUGGAUGCUAUUUUAACUAUGGGUAGGAUGCUUGAACAAAGUGACCAACACGCCAAAGUAAUGGAGAAAAAUGACCAAAACUUAGUAAGGAAAGUAUCAAAUUACACACGAAGAGGGCGAGGUGGAACAACACGUGGGAGAACGGCUGCACGACGUGGAUUUAACUCGCAGAACCGUGGGAAUUUUCGGGAGACUGGCCAAUCGUAUCAGCGCGGGAAUUAUCGGCGCGCGUUGCCAACCAAUAAAUGCAGGAAUUGCGGAUAUGAAUUUCCCCACAGAGAAGUUAUAAAUGAGCCUACACCUUGGGUUUCACCAAUUGUCACACCUCCAAAACAAAAUGGCGAUGUUAGACUCUGUGUUGAUAUGAGAGAGGCCAAUAAAGCCAUAGAAAGGGAAAGACAUCAAAUGCCGACGAUAGAUGAACUAAUUCAUGAUAUGAAUGGAGCAAAAAUAUUCAGCAAGCUUGACCUCAAAGCCGGGUACAAUCAGCUUGUCUUACAAGAAGAAUCGCGGUAUAUCACAACAUUUGCUACACACAUGGGACUUUAUCGGUAUAAACGUUUGAAUUUUGGGACAAAUUCUGCUAGUGAGGUUUUUCAAAAGACCAUAAGUGAAGUAAUACAGGGUAUAGAGGGAUCUAAAAACAUUUCGGAUGAUAUUAUUGUAUACGCGAAAAAUCAAAGUGAUCACGAUAAAGCAUUAGAUAAAGUUUUCCGGGCUAUACACGAAAGUGGCAUGACAUUAAACAAAUCUAAAUGUGAGUUCAAUAAAAAAGAAAUCACUUUUUUUGGAGUAGUAUUUGGGCAAAAUGGAAUGUCACCUUCACCUCAGAAGGUAGAGGCAGUCAAACAAAUGCUGGAGCCUACAAAUGUGACGGAAAUGAGAAGUUUUCUGGGAAUGACGUCAUAUUCGUCGCGGUUUAUACGAAACUACGCGACAAUCUCUGAACCGUUACGACGUCUUACAAGAAAUGACACUCAAUGGGAAUGGGGAAGUGAGCAACAAGCAGCAUUCGAGAAAUUAAAAAGUGAACUGAGCAGUGAAACUGUCAUGGCAUACUUCAAUCCGAGCAAAGACAUUGAAGUAAUAACAGAUGGAUCACCUGUGGGAGUCUCGGGAAUACUCACACAAGAAGGCAAGGUGGUGGCUUAUGCAUCUCGAUCUUUAACACAAGUGGAAACGAGGUACAGUCAGACAGAACGAGAAGCACUGGCUUUGGUAUGGUCAUGCGAACAUUUUGCGAUGUAUCUAAAGGGAGCACCAACAUUCACAUGCAUUACUGAUUGCAUGCCGUUAACUAAAAUUUGGGAAAAGAAACAACCACCACUAAGAAUCGAACGUUGGGGAUUGCGACUUCAACCGUUCAAAAUGAAAAUAGAGUAUAGGUCAGGGAAAGAUAAUCCCUCAGACUUUAUGUCCCGUCAUCCAUUACAACAUAAGGAGGAACGAAAUAUAGCAGAGGAAUACGUGUCAUUUGUCGCAGAGCAAUCAUUACCAAAUGCAAUGACAAUAGAUGAGGUAAAAAUGGAAUCAUUGAAAGAUAAGACAAUGCAAAAGGCAGUCGAAUUUACAAAGAAUGGUAAAUGGUAUGAAUUGAAAACACUGAAUGACCCAGAAAUAGACAAAGAAGAAUUAUCAUCUUUUCGUAGUAUAAAGGACGAAUUGACUGUGUAUAAUGAAACAUUAUUGAUGAAAAAUGAUAAACUAGUGAUUCCAAAAUCACUCCGUGAAAAAGCAAUAAAACUAGGACAUGAAGGUCACCAAGGAAUUGUGAAAACAAAAAGUUACAUAAGAUCGAAAGUAUAUUUUCCAAACAUGAAUUCUGAAAUCGAAGCUGCAAUUCAAAAGUGUUUAGCAUGUCAAUCAAAUUCAAAUGAACAAAGACCGCGUGAACCUUUGAGAAUGAGUGAAUUGCCGUCGGGACCUUGGCUCAAUAUAAGCGCUGACUUUUGUGGUCCGUUAGAAAACGGGGACUAUUUACUUGUGAUAAUAGACGAGUAUUCGAGAUAUCCGAUAGUUGAAAUAAUAAAAAAUAUUUCAGCAAACACAGUUAUACCGGUGUUCGACAAGAUUGUAUCAAUGUUUGCUAUACCGAAAGUGAUAAAAACCGACAAUGGGUCUCCAUUUCAAAGCAAAGCAUUUGCUGACUUCAUGAAAUUUUACGGCAUAAUUCAUCGGAAAAUUACACCGAGAUGGCCAAGAGCAAAUGCCCAAGCAGAAUCCUUCAAUAAACCACUGAUGAAGAUUGUAAAAUCUUCAUUUAUUGAGGCGCGAAACUACAAACAAGGACUGUAUGAUUUCUUAAGACAAUACCGAGCGACACCACACGUAUCGACUGGUUAUACGCCAUUCAAGUUAAUGUUUGGUAGAGAUCCGACGACUCGAAUGCCAAACAUCGGUCAUGGUAAAAGUGGAAAUCUUCAAACAAGAGAAAUAACGCAACAGAACGACGAUUUUUCGAAAAUGAAAGCAAAACGAUAUGAAGACGAACGGAUACAUGCAAAGGACAGAUCAAUUAACGUAGGGGAUCGUGUGUUAGUAAGAAAUGAAGCCAGAACAAAAUCUGAUUCAAUAUACAAACCUACGCCAUAUACGGUUAUUGACAGAAAAGGGACAAUGAUAAGUGUUAGGAACGAUGCUGGUCAUUGUAUGACUCGAAAUUCGUCAGUUAUGAAAACUGUUGAUCCUGGAAUUGUCGGGAACGAACCGGAAACAUCUGAAAACGACCUCGAUGAAGGGGAGAUAAUAGGAAAUGAACAGAAUUCACACGCGAGUCCGCAAUCGGGUUUGGCGAGGACAAGGCCAACACGUGACAGACGUCCUCCGCCAUACUUAAAAGAUUAUGUGCCGCGCUAA